Messenger RNA from Rhincodon typus (whale shark), 3322 nucleotides. RefSeq names its product doublecortin-like kinase 1a (gene dclk1a). Gene Ontology annotation, biological process: intracellular signal transduction; protein phosphorylation. Gene Ontology annotation, molecular function: ATP binding; protein kinase activity. Lineage: Eukaryota; Metazoa; Chordata; Chondrichthyes; Orectolobiformes; Rhincodontidae. The record is from RefSeq and is a predicted model, not a curated record. The transcript is spliced from 17 exons. Bases 97 to 2334 code for a protein of 745 amino acids.
CUUUCAUCCAGCCCAAACAAAUAACAGGAAGAAAAUCUCCUCGAAAUAAAAGCGCCUCGGGAUCCACGUUCACCUGCAGAUUUUGAUCACAUCAAUAUGGAGAGAGAUUUGGAGUUUGAACAUUUUGAUGAACGAGACAAGGGGAUGAGGUAUGGCAGAGCGUCCCGGUUGAACGGCUUACCCAGCCCCACACACAGCGCCCACUGCAGCUUCUACCGGACCCGCACCUUGCAGACCCUCAGCUCUGAGAAGAAAGCCAAGAAAGUGCGUUUUUACCGCAAUGGGGACCGCUACUUUAAGGGUAUCGUGUAUGCGGUGUCCCAGGACCGCUUCCGCUCGUUCGAGGCUCUGCUGGCUGACCUGACCCGAACUCUGUCCGAUAACGUCAACCUGCCCCAGGGAGUCAGGGUCCUCUACAGCAUCGAUGGCGUCAAGAAAAUCACUAGUCUCGAAGAGCUGGUGGCAGGAGAAAGUUAUGUCUGUGCAUCUUUUGAACCAUUUCGAAAAGUGGACUACACAAAGAAUGUAAACCCUAACUGGUCAGUGAAUGUAAAGGCAACUACAACUGCACGUACGCCAACAUCUAUCAGUAGUUCCAAAGCAAGUUCCACUGAGACUAAAGAAAAUAAAGAUUUCAUUCGUCCCAAGCUCGUGACCAUCAUUCGGAGUGGUGUGAAGCCACGGAAAGCUGUUAGGAUUCUUCUCAAUAAAAAGACUGCACAUUCAUUUGACCAGGUUCUUGCAGAUAUCACUGAUGCCAUCAAGUUGGAUUCAGGAGCAGUUAAACGUUUGUACACACUGGAUGGGAAACAGGUGAUGUGCCUUCAGGAUUUCUUUGGUGAUGAUGACAUUUUUGUUGCCUGUGGUCCUGAGAAGUUCCGCUAUGCACAGGAUGACUUUUCACUGGAUGAAAAUGAAUGUCGAGUUGUUAAGUCCACUUCAUACACUAAAGUUCCUGGUGCAGGUGGUGGUGCUACAGCACGAAACAUUACCACCAAGACCCCUGGGCCUUCCCGACGUAGCAAGUCCCCAGCUUCUACUGGCUCAGUGAAUGGAACUGCUGGUAGCCAACUUUCUACUCCACGUUCCACCAAGACACCAAGCCCGUCACCAACCAGCCCAGGCAGCCUACGCAAACAGAAGAGCUCUCAGCAUGGUGGAUCCUCAAUAUCUUUGGCAUCAACCAAAGUUUGCAGCUCCAUGGAUGAGAAUGAAGGCCCCAGCUGUGAAGAAGUUGUCGAGGAAACGUUCCAAGUGCCAGCAUCCAUAGCUGAACGUUACAAAGUUGGAAGAACUAUCGGUGAUGGAAAUUUUGCAAUUGUGAAAGAAUGUAUAGAAAGGUCAACUAGUAGAGAAUAUGCUUUGAAAAUUAUUAAUAAAAGCAAGUGUAGAGGCAAAGAGCAUAUGAUUCAAAAUGAAGUUUCCAUCUUACGAAGAGUUAAACAUCCAAAUAUUGUUCUUUUAAUUGAAGAAAUGGAUACACCAAGUGAACUUUAUCUAGUCAUGGAACUUGUCAAGGGUGGAGAUCUUUUUGAUGCCAUUACUUCCACCAAUAAGUACACAGAGCGUGAUGCCAGUGGAAUGCUGUACAAUUUGGCCAGUGCUAUCAAAUACCUGCAUAGCCUUAACAUCGUACACAGGGACAUCAAACCAGAGAAUCUACUGGUUUAUGAACAUCAGGAUGGAAGCAAAUCUCUGAAACUAGGGGACUUUGGCCUUGCCACAGUAGUAGAUGGGCCCUUAUACACUGUCUGUGGAACACCUACAUACGUAGCUCCAGAAAUAAUUGCUGAAACUGGCUAUGGUCUGAAGGUGGACAUCUGGGCUGCUGGUGUGAUUACUUACAUUCUACUUUGUGGUUUUCCUCCAUUUCGUGGGCACAGCAAUGAUCAGGACGUUCUGUUUGACCAGAUACUGAUGGGUCAUCAGGAAUUUCCAUCACCAUAUUGGGAUAAUAUUUCUGACUCUGCAAAAGAGCUUAUCACCAUGAUGCUGCAGGUUGAUAUAGAGCAGCGAUAUUCUGCGCAGCAGUUGUUGGACCACCCCUGGGUGAAUGAUGAUGGGUUACCAGAGAAUGAGUAUCAACUAUCGGUGGCUGGAAAGUUGCAGAAACACUUCAACACAGGCCCCAAACCUAGUAAUACUUCAGCUGGAGUGUCUGUGAUAGCAACCACCGCUCUUGAUAAGGAGAGGCAGGUUUUCCGAAGAAGAUGCAACCAGGAUGUGAGGAGAAGCUACGUGGUACAAACUAAUGCACCAGAACACAACUCUGAAUCUGAAGAUUACUCACCAAGCUCUUCUGAGACUGUUCGCUCACCAAAUUCUCCCUUUUAAUGAAUCCUAUUCUCGUUACCAAGCUCUAAUUGCUUACUGCAAUUUUAUAAAUCAUUUCUUAAGAAAUAAUGAAUGUUUAGUUAGUCAAGCUAGGACAAUGUUGCACUGAUAUAUGAACAGUAUUGAUUCUAGCAUGGUUUAAUGGACAAGCACAAGGCAUGUGAAGGUGUAGGUGAAUCCAGCUGCUUUGCAAUUCAGCCAUUGUCUGUAUUCUUAACCAUUUAGGCGCUGUGUUUUCCUUGCAUCAUAAAGCACAUUAACGUUCUCUGUCUCUGACCAUCUCUCUAUAUCAAGAAAUCAGUUUGCUAUGGUGCAAAAAUGCUACUGUUGUUCAAAGGAUUCUGAAUUUCUGCAAAGUCAAAAUAUUUGCCAGUCUAUGAAUCCUGAAUUCUACAAUAUAAUCAGUGAGCAUUGCAUUUCCUUAAAGAACUUUACCUUUCUCUUGAUUUUCAAAUUAAGUUGUAGCAGUUUAAAAGAAAACAGUGCUAUUGUAAAUUAUUAAUAAGCAACCUGAUUACUCCAAAAUCUAGUAUGACAAAACUCUGUUUGAACAGUACUUGACACAGAGCAUAGAAUGGUGAGAUAGGUGACUAGGAUCGUAUCUGUGUGUACCAUCAACAAUCACUGAACAGCAGUAUUGUAUGAUAUUACAAAUGAAGUAAAGCUCCACAGUUUGAUAUUUAGUUCAUUAGAGAAGUAAUAAAAUUUAUGUUAGAAUACUUGUAUCAACUGUGUAAAACAUCCUUAAAGAUGGAAAACUUUCACGUGGAUAAACUUCUACAAUUUUAAAUAAUUUCUUCUAUGUCUCAGGCACCCAAACCUGGCAUUAAGAAGAUCUUUCCUACAGACUAUUUUGUAGAAAGUGGUGAAAGUUAACUCAUGUGAAAUGUCAUUGCUUUACAGUAGUCAUCAUGUGACUAAGUGUGGUGCAUACUAUAAUAAAUAAAUAAGCCAAAUCUGUGAAUAAAUGAUUUAUUGAUAACCUUAA